UUGCUACUCGUGAAUUUUCGGCUUAACGUGACGUCACAUCCUGUCUUUCGGCGUUAGUAGCCAUUCAGCAUGGCGGACACCGGGUUGGUCGAUACACUGCUCCAGCGGAUUGAGAAAGUGGAUGACGGCGUGGACAGCGUGGAAGUAGCGAACAGUCUCGGGGUGGACCAUCAGCUUGUUGUGGGAGCCGUGAAAAGUUUGCAGUCUCUGGGAGACGUCAUCUCAGCCGAGCUGCGGUCGUCUAAGAGCUGGGAGCUGACAGACGAGGGUUCUGAGAUAUCUGAGCAGGGCAGCCAUGAGGCCCGAGUCUUCAAUUCUAUCCCACUGGAGGGUCUCGCACAGAGUGAGCUUAUGAAACUCUCCUUUGGAAAGAUUGGUUUCAGCAAAGCCAUGUCCCACAAGUGGAUCCGAGUCGAUAAGGGACACGAAAACGGCCCAAGGAUAUUCCGAGCUGUGGAGAACAUAGAAGACCAGGUGAGAGAGAAGCUGCUCCUGAUGCAGGAAGGCUACGCGUCUCAAGUGGACGAGAAAGAAAAGAAUGAACUGAAGAAGAGGAAACUGCUGAGUGAAGUGAUGGUCAAGUCUUACUGGAUCACGAAGGGGAACUCCUUCAGCACCACCAUCACCAAACAAGAGACUGAUCUCACCCCUGAGAUGAUUGCCACCGGAAGCUGGAAGGAGAAGAAAUUUAAGCCAUAUAACAUUGAGGCCAUGGGCGUGGCCCCAGACUGUGGCCACCUCCACCCGCUGAUGAAAGUUCGGACACAGUUCAGGCAGAUCUUCCUGGAGAUGGGUUUCAGCGAGAUGCCGACCAAUAACUUCAUAGAAAGCUCCUUCUGGAACUUUGAUUCGCUGUUUCAGCCCCAGCAGCACCCAGCCAGAGACCAACACGACACCUUCUUUCUGUCCGACCCAGCACUUUCCCAUGAGUUCCCUCAGGAUUACCUGGAAAGAGUGAAGAAGGUCCACUCAGAGGGAGGCUUUGGGUCACAGGGAUACAGAUAUGACUGGAAGAUCGAAGAGGCUCAAAAAAACAUCCUCCGCACGCACACAACAGCCGUCAGUGCACGCAUGUUGUAUAAACUUGCACAACAGGAUAAGUUCACACCCGUGAAGUAUUUUUCCAUCGACCGAGUGUUCAGGAAUGAGACAUUGGACGCCACCCACCUGGCAGAGUUCCAUCAGAUUGAGGGAGUGGUGGCUGACUACGGGCUCACACUAGGAGACCUCAUGGGAGUCCUGCAUCAGUUCUACACCAAACUAGGAAUUACUAAAUUGCGCUUUAAGCCUGCCUACAACCCUUACACCGAGCCCAGCAUGGAAGUGUUCAGCUACCACGAAGGACUAAAGAAGUGGGUGGAGGUUGGAAACUCUGGGGUGUUUAGGCCAGAGAUGCUGCUGCCGAUGGGUCUUCCUGAGGAUGUCUCUGUAAUUGCCUGGGGACUGUCUCUGGAAAGGCCCACUAUGAUUAAAUAUGGGAUCAACAACAUCAGAGAAUUGGUGGGACACAAAGUGAACCUACAGAUGGCCUACGAUAGUCCCAUAUGUCGACUGGACUCCUAAGUUUCAUGAAGCAUUUAUUUUUAUUUUUUUUGAAUGGACCUAGUUCCCCCCCCCCCCCCCCCCCC
Molecule: messenger RNA, 1628 nt
Organism: Thalassophryne amazonica
Lineage: Eukaryota; Metazoa; Chordata; Actinopteri; Batrachoidiformes; Batrachoididae
Gene: farsa
Product: phenylalanyl-tRNA synthetase subunit alpha
Exons: 13
Coding region: 70-1563 (497 amino acids)
Biological process (GO): phenylalanyl-tRNA aminoacylation
Cellular component (GO): cytoplasm; cytosol; phenylalanine-tRNA ligase complex
Molecular function (GO): ATP binding; tRNA binding; phenylalanine-tRNA ligase activity
Source: RefSeq, a predicted model, not a curated record